This is a messenger RNA of Durusdinium trenchii, 1588 nucleotides long. The record is from the annotation of a GenBank genome assembly. Lineage: Eukaryota; Dinophyceae; Suessiales; Symbiodiniaceae.
UGUUUGUAGAGACAUUUGCGUGAACAGUCGUUGACGCAUGGGUUUCGAUGGUGUCAAAACGUGACACAACGAUGGAGAGUUUGCUCUCCCGUGCUGCUCAACAUUUAAUGGGCACUCCGAAGCAAGCUGGUGAAAAGCAGGUGAGUGAGACACAGCGGGCUCUCGCCAGUCAUGGGGAUUCUCUCAAGUCUUUGAUAAAUCACGUGCUGCUUAGCAUAGUGACUUCCGAACAGGAUAAGGAAAUUGUUCAGGUCAGAAGGAGUGGAAGCUUGUAUCGGCGGCUUGAUGACUUGAACAAGUACACCAUCUUCCAAGAGAUCCCGCUACCAUUGAAGGAGAACCUGGUGCAUUUGGGGCUCAGGGAAGAGCUGCUGAACCGCGCCAUGGGUUCCAUGCUCGGCAUGGCUGUGGGUGACUCCUUGGGUCAUCCCUUUGAGUUUUUGCCAGUUCAAGAUCGGCCUGUUGGGCCACACUUUGAUUUUGGGAAGUUCGAAUUUAUUGAUGCAUCCAACGCUUUCCAGCUGAAGCGUGGCCAAUGGACUGAUGAUGCUGCCAUGGGCCUUUGUAUGGCCGACUCAUUGAUUUUGAAACGGGACUUCGAUGGAAGUGACAUGAGAGUUCGAUUCUGGUGCUGGUGGAAUCGAGGCUACAACAACGCCUUUCGCAAGGACCCCACCCGAAGCUCGUCGGUGGGCUUGGGUGGGAACAUUGCCAAAUCUUUGAACGACUUGUCCCAUUUGUUGCCUGGAGAAUUGCCACCGCCUGCCUUCAAAGCUGCCACAGAAGAUGCAGGGAACGGGAGCCUCAUGCGUUUCACGCCCGUGGCGAUUUUCUUUCAUGCUGCUCCUGUGGAAGAGUUGCUUCACUUUGCCAGACUCUCAUCUUACACCACGCACCCGGGAAUCAUUGCAGCUGAAGCUUGUGCAUUCCUUGCCUUCCUGAUCAUGCGUGCCUUGACUCGGAAAGGCCCUGAAAGCUCCAUGAACGCCAAGCAGUUUCUAGAGAAAACCUCCCAGGAAUACCUCAAGGUGUCCGGCCUGGAGAAGCAAAAAGGUUGGGGAUAUGACCAAAUGAUUUGGCUUGUUCAGUCACACCCAAUCAAUCCCACUGAGAGAUGUUGGGAUUGGAAGUCUCCAGAUCUUGAUAUUGCUGGAACCUUGCGUGCACGAGGGCGCACAUACAAUGGCUAUCCAGUUUCUUCUGGUUACUUUGGCUCAUACUCCUUGGAUGGCUUGGCUCUGGCCCUUUGGGCCUUCUAUCACACGACUACUUUUGACGAUGCAGUUGUAAAAUCAGUGAAUUUGCUUGGUGACGCUGACAGUCAUGGUUCAAUCACAGGGCAGCUGGCUGGAGCCUUCUAUGGAUACAGCAGCAUCAGUCCCAGAUUCGUCGACUGGGUCGCACGCUGGGAUGACCAUGAGUUUGCUUGCCGUGGGGCGAUUUUAGCACACCUGGGCGCAAGGGCGGCGGUCGAUGCGGCGCGCACGCCGCAGGUCACAUCCCUGUGACGUUUUUUCCGCCCAGACACCGCUUGUGACAUGGCUAGUUUGUUUUGAGAACAGGUGAAGGUCCCCCCCAAAAAUGAGGC